CGAAUAAAAGUUUAUGGGGAGCUACAGAGAAGGGUCGCGUAUAGUUGGGGCGGUGCGGUCACUGGAUACAUGCGCUGGACCUACCGAGUGAGCAGCGGGAUGUGCCGUGUAGUACUGGGCGGCUCACUGGUGGGCGUUACAGGAGAUGUUCUUGUGCCUCCGCUAAAUAAAAGAAGUGCCGCUGGCCCCUGAACACUAAGGCGCUGGGUGUGCGUGAGGCAGGAGGGGGAACAAUAGCGGAGAUGCGCCGAGUCGCUGUGGGGGCGCCAUAGCCGAGGGGCGGGAAUGUUGUUGUCCAGAAAGAAAACCAAGAAAGAAGUUUCGAAGGCUGCGGAGGUGCAGGGGAAGUACGUGAAGAAAGAGACCUCCCCGCUGCUGCGGAAUCUAUUGCCUUCUUUUAUCCGCCACGGGCCAACCAUACCAAGAUGGACUCAUAUGUGCCCACCAGAGACAAAUACGACUCCCUACUCUCCCCCAGGAGACGGAGCUGUUUCUAGAAACCAAAGCUUUUUGCGACCACCCGUUCAGAGAGCUCCACAAGAAAUUCUGCGCAGAGAGAGCCAUAGACUUUCUGCUCCUCCCUAUUUAGUAAGGGGACUAAGUGAUGUUCCCAGGGAAUACGCCUCCUCUUCUCAGUCCUUUUUAACCGAUUCCAAUACAGUUCUGGAAAAUGGAGACGUGAACAGCAGAUAUUUUUGCUCAGAUUUUCAGUAUGACGGACAAAGGAGGAGACAAGUUGGGGACUAUAGAUAUUAUGAGAACAACAAUGACCAUCACCAAAGGGUUCCCCAGGGACCUGGCAGGCUCCCAGCUGGUAUUGGUAGAGUUGCCGCUACAUCACUUGGAAAUCUAACAAAUCACAGCGCUGAAGAUAUGCCUCUGCUCCCUGGUUGGACAGUGGACUGGACAAUAAGAGGAAGGAAAUAUUACAUAGAUCACAAUACAAACACUACCCAUUGGAGUCAUCCACUUGAAAGGGAAGGAUUGCCCCCUGGUUGGGAGAGAGUUGAAUCAGCAGAAUUUGGAGUCUAUUAUGUGGACCAUAUCAAUAAAUUGGCCCAAUACAGGCACCCGUGUGCUCCAAGCCAACUUUUUGCAGGAGUUAUUUGCAACCGCUGUUCGGGUAGGACUACAUGGACGUUUUCGUCGCGAUCCGUCGCGCUGCAACAAAACGCCGGCGGCAAAUCGCAUGCGACAGAAAUAAGUGUCCCCCGGUAUGACCAUCCACCCCCUCUCCCUCCUCCAGUAACUUAUCAGCCUCAGCAAGUAGAAAGAAGUCAGCCCUUGCUUGUCCCAGCUAAUCCUUAUCACACAGCACAGAUUCCUGACUGGCUUCAGGUUUAUGCUCGGGCACCUGUAAAAUACGACCACAUCCUGAAGUGGGAACUCUUUCAACUGGCCGAUUUGGACACGUACCAGGGAAUGCUAAAGCUGCUUUUCAUGAAGGAACUGGAACGCAUUGUGAAACUAUACGAGGCAUAUAGGCAGGUUCUUAUCACUGAGGUGGAGACUCGGAAGCAGAGACAGCAGUGGUACUCGCAGCAUAACAACCAUUUCUGACCGUCUCUCUAUUAUUCUCUUUAUCUGUCUUUCUACAACAUUGACCUUGAAAUGGGCAGAACAGAUUCCACGUGUGACUUGCAGCUGGUAAUAAAGAAGUUGUCCACCAACGGGGUCAUCAGAACGGUUUAUUUGUGACCAUUUUUGUAAAGUUUAAGCAAUUGCCAGUGCAAAAUCUUUUGAGAUAUUUAUACAGUUUUAGAAGUAGGAAAUCGGGACACAAUAAGGGAACUUUUCAUGUUUCACAAUCCAUUUAGAUGUUUUUCCAGACACUUUGUAAACAAUGUAUAUUUAUUAUAAACCGUAAACAACUGACUGAACUGCAGCUUAACUAAAUGCAAUAAUGGAACAGUGUUUUACAGUAAGGCCCAUAAAUCUUUGGACAGAGACAACCUUUUUCUAAUUUGGGUUCUGUACAUUACCACAAUGAAUUUUAAAUGAAACAACUCAGAUGCAGUUGAACUGCAGACUUUCAGAUUUAAU
Molecule: messenger RNA, 2043 nt
Organism: Xenopus laevis (African clawed frog)
Lineage: Eukaryota; Metazoa; Chordata; Amphibia; Anura; Pipidae
Gene: sav1.S
Product: salvador family WW domain containing protein 1 S homeolog
Exons: 6
Coding region: 286-1560 (424 amino acids)
Biological process (GO): negative regulation of cell population proliferation; hippo signaling; signal transduction
Cellular component (GO): cytosol
Molecular function (GO): molecular adaptor activity
Source: RefSeq, a predicted model, not a curated record